ACUUCGCGCCGGUUACACUCAUAGUUCACUGCAGUGAGAACGACGACGAGUUCGCACAUACAAAUUUCAGAUGCUAGUUUGUCUUCUGCUUGUGAACAAAGAGCACGUCUCAUCGUAUCGUAAUACGAUAUUUUAGGUUUUUCGUCGUAGAGACAAAUUGUGGAAUCGAUCUCGAAACGCGGUGUCGGAAGCCCAAGACCAGAAGACCCAUCAACACAACAACAGUAGACCUACGCGACGAAGCAGCAGUCAAUAUACACCUGCAGGCUAAACAAUACGUCAGUACCAUGGCGACAACCCCUAAUGGAAUGCCAAUGUACACCUACAGUGAAUUGGAGGGCUUUGCCAAACUGAUUCAGGAUCGAUCUCCCCACAUACCCACUGUGGGAAUCAUCUGUGGCACUGGCCUCGGUGGUCUUGCUGAUGUCCUUGAAGACAAAACCACCAUACCCUACACGGACAUUCCUCAUUUUCCUGUCAGCACAGUCAAGGGUCACCAUGGCCAGUUUGUGUUGGGCAGACUGAAGGGGAAAACAGUCAUGUGUAUGAAAGGGCGUUUCCAUCUCUAUGAAGGCUACCCGAUGUGGAAGAUCACUGCUCCGGUGCGGGUGAUGAACCUACUAGGAGUCAAGACACUGUUCAUCACCAACGCCGCUGGUGGCAUGAACAGGAGUUACAACGUCGGUGACAUCAUGAUCAUGAAAGACCACUUAUUCAUACCAGGACUGGCCGGACUCAACCCCUUAGUUGGGCCCAACAUGCAGCAAUUCGGUGAGAGGUUCAUCAGCACUUCGCAUUUGUAUGACGCCGGACUGCGGAAACUGGCUCGAGAUAUUGGCAAGGAGAUUGGCUGUUCUGACUUCUUGCAAGAGGGAGUGUAUGCGAUGGUCGGCGGGCCAUCCUUUGAGUCGCCAGCUGAACUGAAGCUCCUAAACACAUUCGCUGAUGUUGUUGGUAUGAGUACAUGCCCCGAGGCCAUCGUAGCCAAACACUGCGACAUGCGCGUCUUCGGUCUCUCCCUCGUCACCAACAAGUGUGUGAUGGACUACGACCUGACAGAAGAAGACGGGCCCAACCAUGGAGAGGUUCUAGAGACGGGAAAGCUGAGGGAGGAAAUCUUGCAGGAGCUGGUCACCAAAGUGGUGGAAAGGAUGGAAAACUACUGAAACGACAGAGGGAAGGUUGGUCAUCAAGCGUUAAUCACUCUUUAUUAACCAGCACGUUUCUUUGAAAUGCUGAGAUACUGAGUAAAAAAAGAGUAGCACAAAUACAUUGUAGAUGUACCAUAUUUUGAUCUUAAAGCUGUGGGCUCUAUUUUUGGAUCUCAGGUCUGUCUGUAGUGCUUGUAUUACCUCACCCCCCUAAGAUAAAAUCAUUUUAAUGAGAACUGGAAUUUUCUGCAUAUUAGAUUCAGUAUACAUGUACAUGAUAUACUAUUGAACAAGCCUCCAAAUCUGUGUUUAAAGAUUGGCAAGUACCUUAAGGACAUGCAGAGGACUGACCCACCUCUUGAGAGGCUCUGGAAUGGGGGGAGGGCAAUGGGCCUCUAGAAAGGACAGUAAUGUUUUGUUUGGUUUGGUUUGGUUUGGUUUGGUUUUGUUGGAUUGGGUUGGGGUUUGGGUUUUGGGUUUUGGGUUUUGGUUUUGGGUUUGUUUUGGACAUUACAGUGGAUGAGGGGGACAGGAUCAGACUCUUCCACACCAAAGAUCCGUUCUGCAUUUCUGUGAUUUUUUAUAAAUUUGGCAUCCACGCGAAGGUACGUGUGACAAAUGCUUUGUUGACGUGUUCUGUAUGGGCUUUCAGAGUUUUUUUGGUCGUACGUGGUUGAUUGGUUGUUUCGAGUUUCAAACUUCCGUGUACAUCAGUCAUUGCAUGAGCAUUUGUCUUCAAACUUUUUGAAAGAAUGGCAUGUCCACCGUUUUCGAAACAUUGGAAUAAAGAUGACCGCAAGGCAUCAGUGCAAUAAAAGAACUUCGGACGGUGCUGAUUCUGUUCCCCUUUUCUGAUUCAUUUAAUGCAUUUCAAAUUAUUUCAUUUGUUCGAUUUACCCUUUAGGCAUCGCCUCAUUUCUGUCUUGUCACAUUUUAAGUGAAAAAAACCUGUUUCCAUAUAUAUAUGCUUGUGAAUGUAUUCUUGUAAAUACAUGAGUUCAAUACUGAACAAGUCCAGUCAGAUACUUAUUUGGUGCACGCAUUUUUUUCUGCGUAGGAAAAUUGCUAUCAUAAAGCUUACUUGAUGUGGAAUUCAGCCAGUAGAAAAAUAAGAAGGGAAUUCCAUUCGGUGAACACAGCAAGAAGAGAAAAAUUAAACAAAAAGCAGACUACAAAGGAACAAAAAUGUACACAUGAAUGCAGUGACAUGUAAAACUGAAGUGUUUUCUUGAAAUACAUAGAUUUUCAGGCCCGAGUUUUUGCUAUUCUUUAGGUAAAAGUAAAGCUUAUUUUGUGAAUUCUGGGAAAAUUUGGGUAGCGUAAAUUUGAUAAACAGGUAUCAGUGUCUGUAAAAAGGAUGCAUCUCCAUUGUUAAGUUGCGCUGCUAGUGACCAGUCCAGAUCCAGGGCAGGAACUUCAUUCUUGAAAGAGCAAGGCAAUUUCUCCUUUGCAAAGGGCACUUGUACAUGUAUUAGAAAAUCGACUUGUCUAUUGGGACUUUUUAAUGGGCAUUAACCUGGGGCAUCAAGGCAGUUGCCUCCAAUGCCUCCGCGAAGUUCUUGCCCUGCACUCUUUUUUGGGGGGGUAUGGUUUUCCCUUGCAAAGUUGUUGAUGAUGUUGAGGACGCAUCAUUGCAGGAUGACAAAUACGGUUAAAUGUUGAUACUAAGAAUUAAUUUUAGUAUUUGUAACAAUUUAGCAAAUUGUUGCCGACACCACAAACUGACACUCAGUGGUAACUGAGUGCAGCUGCUCGCAGAAAAUUUACAGAACCUUGACAUUUUGUUUUUCACUGACUGUGUACACAGGCACUCCUUGUGUGCACUCAGUACAUUUGUUAGUUUAUUUUCACGAAGUGAAACUUCUUCACGUCCCAAGUUGAAAGGCUUCUAGCUCACUUCUUUAUCUAUACCCAGCAAACGUAUGGAUGGAGUGAGUUUGUGUCUGGAGAUGCAACUUACAUUUCAGUUGAUGAAAUGGACAAGAGCUCACAAAGUGAAUUUCAGGCAUUUUAAAAACUUUUCUGUUAUGUCUUAAGUUUAUAUACAUUCAUCAUCUUCUCCUUGGUCUUGUUUUAAGUGUACCACUGAAAAAAUCUUCAACAAAGUGGAAACACUGCAGUUUUUCCUCUGGCAGAUUAGCAAUCCCAUGUUUAAACUCUUCUUGUUUCGGUAAUGUGCGUGUACCGAUGUGUACUUUGUUUCUAAAAUACUCAUGUAGUAAUAUUUAUGUUCAUAUGCAGUGUGUUCGAUUACUUCCCCUGCACUUACUCAGCUAAGGACAACUAUAUUUGAUUCGACACUCACAUGACUUUUGCACUUAUUCAGGCCUUGCCCAAGUAACCGACCUGCUGAGCCAGUCACAGUUCUGAUUUUUUUCCCUUAUUGAACAAAUUUCUGGAUUUAAUAAUAACAACAUUAAAUAAUAAAUUUAAUUAACCGUGAAAUUAACCUCAGGCUAAAAUACUCAUGUAGUAAUAUUUAUGUUCAUAUGCAGUGUGUUCGAUUACUUCCCCUGCACUUACUCAGCUAAGGACAACUAUAUUUGAUUCGACACUCACAUGACUUUUGCACUUAUUCAGGCCUUGCCCAAGUAACCGACCUGCUGAGCCAGUCACAGUUCUGAUUUUUUUCCCUUAUUGAACAAAUUUCUGGAUUUAAUAACAACAUUAAAUAAUAAAUUUAAUUAACCGUGAAAUUAACCUCAGGGCGAGUUACAUUGACUUAUCUGGCAAGACAAAGACGCAGUGUACAUGGAAAUUAAUAGUGAGUAAUACAUUACGUUAAACAUGAGUAGUUACCUGUACAUGCAUUAGUAUACCACAUAAGAGCUAUUUCACUCAGGGGAAAGUCUAUUCGAGGGAAGGGGACAAGGCGUAGGGGACCCCCCUCCCACACACCCACACACUGAACCCUCACCAAAGGUCCUGCAAGGCCAGCCGUUUCCCAAAAGUUUAAGGGCCCGGGCCCUGCCGGUAUCCUCACUGGCCUACUGACCUCCGGGUGAUGAGCGGUGGUAAUGAGUGUCUGGUCAAUCACGCACAUCCAUUUCAUGUGACUGCUAGCAAAAUAGCCUAGUUGCAAUCAGUGAGCAGUUCCAGUUUUUUAUUGGGCAUGGUGGGCAUGCAAACGGUGUAAAAUAAUGUGAAUAAAUUUGAAUUUGUUGCCUCAGAUCACAACUCCAACGAGUUAACACCAAACCCCAAUUACAGGGUUCCAUUGAAGCAAAUUACACGCUGGCAAUUAUCACGUUUCCAUCGGUCUGCUGUGAUUAUGGUGAUUCGAAGUUCUGUAUAAUUAUUUUCUUCAUGUACAAAUGAUUUUAUUUAAUUGGAGUGGUGAUUGUAACUGUUUUUCCUGCAAUGAUCUAUAUAUAUGCAUAUACAUGCAUACUGACAGGUAAUGAAAAUGUACCGAUAUUCUUACUGAAUUGGUGCUUUACACAAGUAACCACUGCUACUGUUUCUCACAAUCAGUUCUUGGGAAAGGAAAUAUUAGACAAAGUAUUCUCAUUGUGCAUCUGUGAUUACGGUACAGUGUCUUCUCAAGGUGAUGCUAGUUAGGGCUAGCAUAUAUAACUCCUGUGCUGUUCGGUAAAACCCAAUCGACUAUAACUUGAAGAGUGGUGCAGGUUUUUUCGCUGGCUGUCGUAUGUGUAUAAUAUUGCUUGUAAUUAGUACUGUUUGGUUGUUUAAAGUUUAUUUUUUUUAUUUUUCGCAUAUGUACAUGUGUUCAGCCGGUGUGAAAAAAAGGUUGUUAACGUUUGAUAGCUAAUUUAGAUAGCUGCUGAAGCAGUGGUGCAAACAUUAGGCAGAGAUGAGUACUUGGUUCAUGCCUCUUGCCCCCUCCCCACGAUUGAGAUUUUUUAUUUUGUAUUCCGUGAAGUGCCUCAAGAAAAAUUCCCCAUAAAUGCAACUGUUGAUGACUGGCUGCAUAAUUAUCUUUACAUACUGCACCCUUCCUUCAAGCAUAGACUGAGUUACCGUGCUGGAUUGUUAUGUUCUGCAAUUUGGACAUGCCUAAUAGUAUGCAUGUGACAUCUUCCUUAUAGAUCUACCUUUGUGCCCAUUUUAACCCAGUUUUCAAUUUCCAUUGUUCCAUCUCGAGGGCAUUUUAGUGGCUUGUUGAUUUCUGCAGUGCAGAUUGAUUUUGCCUCUGAGCAAAAGUGUGAAGUUAUUUUAAAUAUCAGGAGGAAACGUCAAAACAGACAGCCCGCAAGCUCAGUUUUCCCAGAGUUACUUUCAAUGAACCAAUACUUGUAUGACAUUGUGAAGAAAAAUAACACUCACUUGAACAAUGGCUACCUGAAUCACAGCGACAGUGGCUGGCUAUUCUUCAGUAAGAACGUGAACCAUUUUCUUUUCUUUCUCAGAAAGGUGCAUGCUCUCUCAGUAAUGGUAACUUGAACAGGAUGAAAGAUACAUUUUAGCUUUACUACUGUUCAUAGUAGAAAGGCGCAUUAUCUUGGGGGAUGUUUCAUAUGUUUUCAUGCACUUAGAAAAAGUAGAACGAUGUACGUAGUAUUCCCAACAACACUUCGUAUCUUGGGCCCUUUAAAUAUUGCUAUAUGAGGCUGCACUUGGGCUGCCAAUUUACAUGUACAUGUAUUUUGUGUAAAAUGUAUAGGUGUAAUGUGCCCCUUACUCAUAUGGUAUGCUCAAAUAUAUAGCCUUUUAUAAACUGAGACAAAACGUAAAUGCUAUGGUGUAUUGGAUCAGCAUUCUUUGUGUAAUAUUUUCUAUUCUCCCGGAUGGCAUGCGUUCUAUUCAUAAUUUGUUUUCUUGCCUGUUAUCAAGACUACGCUUUUCCACAAAUAAACAUUGUGAAAAACACUCACGUACCAACUAAUUACUAGGUAUAAAUGUACCCGGUAUGAGUUGCCUGUAAUCAGGAUUGGAUUGAAUGCAACCCGAAAUUGUAAUAUAUUACUAGCAAAUUUUAUUGCAGCGAUAUAAAAUGGCAUGUACAUUUUCUUUUUAUUUCCUAAUUCAAUUAAAGAAUAGCAUGAAAAACAACAUAAAUAUCAAUAAGAAUUCAGGGAAAAGUCUCUAAAUAUGAGUAGUUUUAAUUAUGAAUCAACGUAAAGACAUAGUCAAUUAAUUUUAAGAUCACUUUCAGUCAACCAAAGGCAUAAUAUACAGUAUGUGUAAACGCAUUUUCCGUUGCUUGGUUAGACAGAGUUAUUCAGCUGAAUAGCGUGGCACUUGGCCUCAAUAUUACACGCCAUCUUUGAGGUGUCUCUUUGAACCAUUUUUGUAGAUGUUCUCCCUGGAAAUGUAUAUUUUUGAAUUGAAUAAAGGUUGUUAAAUAUCAA
Molecule: messenger RNA, 6463 nt
Organism: Acanthaster planci (crown-of-thorns starfish)
Lineage: Eukaryota; Metazoa; Echinodermata; Asteroidea; Valvatida; Acanthasteridae
Product: purine nucleoside phosphorylase-like
Biological process (GO): nucleoside metabolic process
Cellular component (GO): cytoplasm
Molecular function (GO): purine-nucleoside phosphorylase activity
Source: RefSeq, a predicted model, not a curated record